UGUGAACAGACCUUUAAAUCCAGAGAUUUGUUGUCAAAACAAACAUCUCUUCCAUGAGUUGGCCAUCAAUUCACGCAUAGAUCACAACAUUUCCGCAGUUAUGGACGCAAUGGUGGACAUCGGCGAAGACCUCUUGAAGGGUCCCAUCAUGUCGUUGGACCAGGAGUUGGAUCAACUCAUUGAUGGCAACACUAGUCGUCUGAAGAACGAGCCGAUGGACGCAUCGCAGCAACUCUUGGACCCAAUGGUCGGCCAAGAGAUGAAUAGUGCGGUCAACACGAGAAGCAAUCGGAACAAGAGAUGCGAAGACAAUGUGUGCGAUGAGAGGAAAGAGAUCUCGAAUCUGAAGACAAAAGUGGAGAAAAUGCGAAACGAGUUAACGGUUGUCAACAGAAGCAAGAAUUGCGUCAAACAGAAGAACCAGAAGAUAACGCAACUGAAGAACGAGAACGAGAUCCUCAAGAAUGACCUCUUGGUGGCCAACAAGAUGGUCGACGUGUUGCUGAAGUUCCGGACGUAUGUCACGGAGAGGACGUUGGAGGAGACGCAAUGGCAGGCCUUGGAGUCGGAAUACAGGAGUGUUUUGGACGAGAAGUCGGCCGUCGAUCGACUCAACGAACGAAUUAAAGCCAAAAACGAAAAGCAACUGAAAUUCAAACUCCGAGUCAACAGUCGAGUGAACAAAACGAAGACCGAGUCCGUGGAGCGCAAGAGUCGCGGGUCUGGGAUGUCGUGUUCGUGGCCGGGCUGUUCAUACGAAGCCAAACGCACGAAACUGCUGACCGAACACAUAAACGCCGCGCACACCGGCAACAGACCGUACUCGUGUCCAAUGGCCGACUGUAACAAAUCGUUUGCGCGAUCGACCACUCUUGACGUCCACAUUAAGUCCAGUCACUCGUCGGAGAAGCUCUUUGUGUGCAGUUGGGAGGGCUGUCAGGCGGCCCUCAAGACCAAACUCGGCCUCAAAAUCCAUCUCCAGGCCCACAGCGGAGACAAGAAAUUCGGGUGCUCGUGGCCGGGCUGUGGAUACAAGGGUCUGACGAAACAGCAGCUCGAGAAUCACGUGCGUAACCACACCGGGGAGAAGCCGUUCGUGUGUUCGUGGCCCGGAUGCGAC
This is a messenger RNA of Oppiella nova, 1120 nucleotides long. NCBI's taxonomy places the organism in Eukaryota, Metazoa, Arthropoda, Arachnida, Sarcoptiformes, Oppiidae. The record is from the annotation of a GenBank genome assembly.